GGCAUCCGGCGUUUCAUGUCGAUAACUGGCAACGAUAUAUAUAAGUGCGAACGAACAUACCGUCCACUUUGUUCAUCCCCGGUCUCUUGCUUGACAUGUAUCCCGUCGGCGUAGGCUCCUCCUUUUAUCUCCUCUUGCACUCUCUUCAUCUGCCCUGGUCAUUCCCAUACUCCCUCGCCUGCCCCCUCAUCUCCCUCGUCGCCCUUCUCUGUCUUUCGCUCAGGGUCAAGAGACCGAGCAAACCAAACACCGCUCCAGUCACCCUCCCCGGCCUUCGCAUUUUUUCAAUCCUGCCCUUUUUCGGCCAACGUCAUGACUUUCUGAGCCAUGGGUUCCGUGUGACAGGACAGAAUGUCUUUCAAUUCAAUCUCUUGCGCAACCCGGUACUGGUGGUCUCUGGAGAGAAAGGCAGGAGAGAUUUCUUCAAUGCCAAGGGACUGGACCUCCAGGAGGGCUUCAGAGUCCUCUCGGGUGCACUCCCAUUUGUGACGGGCAUAACCUCCGACCUUCGUCAAAAGAGGAUAAACCAAAUAUACAAGCGGCUGGGUUCCGCACAACACACCGAACGCCUUGAGAACCUGAUACCCGCUAUUUUGGGCGAUUGUCGGAACAUCAUGGAUUCCUGGGGCAAGUCAGGCUCUUUUGACCCGUUUAACACUGUGUACGAGGUCGUCUUCCAAACCACCGUCCGCGCCCUUACGUGCUCCGAAAUAGCCAACGACCCACUCGUCGUCGCCCGUCUCCGAAAACUGUACGACCAAGUCGACCGGGGGACUACGCCCGCGACGGUACUCUUCCCCUGGUUUCCAAGCCCCGCGAUGAUCAGGAAAGCGUCGGCGACGAAGCAGAUUUACGAUAUCGUCGUGAAGGCUGUCAAUGUGAGGAAACAGAACGGGGUGAUGCAGGACGAUAGUUUGCAGAUGCUGCUCAAUGAGGGAGAUGACCAUGCUAUGAUCGUUGGGUUCAUUAUGGGACUAGUGAUCGCAGGCGCACGCUCAACAGGUACAAUAGCCUCGUGGCUGAUCACUUUCCUCGGCUGUCAUCCGACUUGGAGAAUGAAAGCGCUGGAGGAGGUCCGAGGGCUGCUGCUGCUUGCCGCCACGCAGUCGCAGUCGACGCAUGCAGGUGAUAGCCCCCAAGUUGACUCAUCACAUUCGACUACCACUCCGAAGCCGAGGACGCCCUCCGAAUCCGAAUCUUAUCCCUCCUCGAAUCACCCGCGACAACCCGAACCCAUCACCGUCCUUCCUCCACCCCUCCCAUCCUCCUCCUCCUCCACCUCCUCCUCACCUCCUCCACCACGAACCCCGUCCUCAGCCUACACCGCCCUCUCCUCCAUCCCCCUCUCCACCUGGGAAUCCUCCACCCCCAUCCUCGACUCCCUAAUCCGCGAGACCCUCCGAAUCGCGCAACCACACGUCGCGAUGCGGCGCAACGUCGGGCCCGAGGUUUAUAUCGACGGGAAGGCGCUGCCCAGUGGCGCUUUUGCGGUUUAUCCGUUUAGUGAUGUGCAUUUGAAUGAGGGGAUUUAUGAGGAGCCGUGGAGGUUUGAUCCGGGGAGGUGGGAGGGAGGCAAGGAGGGGGGGAAGGAGGGGAAGGAGAAGGGGGAGUUUGGGUAUAUUGGUUGGGGCGGAGGUCGCGUGAAUUGCCUAGGAAAACGCCUGGCGCAAUUGGAGAUCAAGCUUAUCGCGGCGAUGUUCGUGCUCAGUUUCGACUUUACGAUCGUCGACGCGACGGGGAAAGCGGCGGACCCACAUCCGCGUCCGAAUUGGAACGAUAUACUUGCGUGUCGACCGACGAACGGAGUGUUUGCGCUCAGAUAUGAGAGCGCAGGUGCUGAUGCUGGUGGUCAAGGCAAGCCCGGAAGCGGGGAGUCGUCGGUCUAGAUUCGUGGGACUGACCGACUUUGGGCCAUGGGUAUGCGCGAACCACACGACUUUGCAUAGCUGUGGAGGGUACAUAUCAUGACCGUAUCGUCUUACCAGCGAGCCUGCGAACGAGCGAUACAGGACCGGAACACAAUGCAUUCGUCGUGCCUUGUGUGCCCGGGACGACGUAACAUGACAUGACAUGAUGGUGGGGUUUACGACAACCACUGUUCAUGGCUGUGUUCGUGGUCGAACUCGUUUUCGGUUUCGUUCCUAGUUGUUUGCCCCUUGGAUCAUUCUUCCCCGUUAUGUCAAUGCGCAGCUCUCUUCUAUCUUUUUUUUUUCUCAUUACUUACUGCCACCCCUGACGUUGACCUUCACUUUUUGACUGUUAUUGUUACUGUAAUGGUGUCGUCGCUGAUCUUGACUUUCGUAGACUUCUCUCUUCGGAUUUCGGAUUUGAUUCGCAUUCGGUCCACAAAGUAUCUCAUUCCCCAUUUACCACUAUUUUUCUCAUCCCCAUUUGCUCGCAUCUAUCUCAAUCUCAAUCUCCAUCCCAUCUCCAUCUCAGCAUUCAUUUAUUGACCUAUUACUAUGUUCCGAAUCUCCUCUCUGCUACUCUCUAUCAUCUUGUCUUGUCUGCCUAUGUCGCCGCUGUCCCAUCGCCAUCGACAUUUAGCACGCCUCAUUCUUAUACUGCGUACCCAGUCUGCCGUUCCCUCUUUCUUGAAAUCUCUCUCAUCUCGGUAUCCAUGUUUCUCUCUUCUCUUUUCUCUUUCCCAUUUUCGUUUAUUCAUCGGGUUUUCCCAGCAGCUUUGGCUUUAGGUUGUAUGCCGUUGCUUCUAUAUUUAUCCCUUUCUACCCCUUCAACUUUCUCAUCCCACCUUACCCCUUCCCAUCCCCUGCAAUCCCAUGGUUCACAUUUUCCUGCUUCUUUUUUCUCCUCAAUCUCUUCGCCCCCUGCUCCCAUCUCGGCUACGUUGUUCACCGACCAUCGUUUCUCACUCACUCUGAGUUUCUUGCUGUUCCGGUCGAGCCUCUACCACUACCACCACUACCACCAGCGCCGACCAUCUUCCCAGAUCAAUCGCUUUCUCUGAUCUGCCUAUCCAUCCAUCCUAUUUA
Molecule: messenger RNA, 2993 nt
Organism: Stereum hirsutum FP-91666 SS1
Lineage: Eukaryota; Fungi; Basidiomycota; Agaricomycetes; Russulales; Stereaceae
Product: cytochrome P450
Exons: 7
Coding region: 96-1886 (596 amino acids)
Biological process (GO): sterol metabolic process
Molecular function (GO): heme binding; monooxygenase activity; oxidoreductase activity, acting on paired donors, with incorporation or reduction of molecular oxygen
Source: RefSeq, a predicted model, not a curated record